GGGUUAACAAAAAAUAUGAAAUUUGUUACAUAGUAUUAUUCCCACAUUUCUUACAUUCGAACAGCCAACUUCUUCGCCUAUUUAUAUACGCUUCCAUAACGGUUGCCAGACAUUGUUCAGCGAGUAUGCCAACCAAAAUAGUUGAAUUCGACGCUUUCAUCAAAACAGCCAACUUCUGGUAUAGCUCCAAUGGCGUUGUGGCCUACGACGAUAUCUAUCGUCAAGCUGGCAAUGAACCAAACCAAAGAAGCAUCACAGCUAGAUUGGCAACACUGCUGCGCCAAAUAUACUGUUUCAUUAGUCUGAUCAACUUGAACUGGGUGCUAAUCAUAGAAGCUUCAUUUGUUGUGGUCAACUUUAUGGAAAAUGCUGAUUUCUUACAAGCUGCGAGAAAUUUAUCCUUCAUGGGUUUCGUUGUGGUGGCGAUUUUAAAAAUAUUGAGUAAUCUGAAACAGCGCUCACGACUCAGCGUACUCAUGCAAAAGCUGUACGAAAUGUAUCCCAAGCAAGCGGCUGAUCAAUCACCAUACGAGCUACAGCGUCAUCUGCAGCACUACAGACGCAUUGGUUUUAUAUACGCCUUUACACAUACCUUCACCGUUUGGGCUUACAACUCGCUACCGAUGAUCAACUACUUAUUCUUGGCGCCGCUGCUGCAGCAGACGGUCGUAGAGCGUGUAUUGCCGUACUCCUGUUGGGUACCCUUUGAGUGGCGCGACAAUUGGCUCUAUUAUCCGCUCUAUGUCUCGCAGGUCUUUGCUGGUCACACCUCCUUGGCGGCUUAUUUGGCUAAUGACUUAUUAUUGUGCGCUGCAACUGUACAACUAAUAAUGCAUUUUCGAAAAUUGGCACGUGACAUUGAAGCAUAUCAGGCGGGGAGUACGAAUGCCACGCAAUUUGUGAACGCGGAAAAAGCGAAGCGUGAUUUAAGCUUUCUCAGUACAGCCGUUUAUUAUCAUAAUCAUACAUUGGCACUCUGCCAACUAAUCAGUGAAAUAUUUGGUAUGCCGAUUCUCAUCAAUUUCAUAUCGACUUCGUUCGUUAUGUGCUUUCUGGCCUUUCAAUUUACCGUUGGUGUGCCAUUGGAUGCUUUGGUCGUGCUGGUGUGCUAUAUGAUCUGCUCUUUAGUUCAGAUUUAUAUGAUUUGCAGUUAUGGUCAGGAGUUAAUAACAACGAGUGAAAAUAUUGGUAAUGUCGUCUAUAACCAUAAUUGGCUCGUUGCCGACAUUCGCUACAAGAAAUUGCUGAUUAUGAUUAUACGGCGCGCUCAAAAGCCAGCUAUGCUACGAGCUACAAGCUUUGUGAAUGUCUCAAUGGGCACCAUAACUGAUAUACUGCAAUUAUCAUAUAAAUUCUUCGCAUUAAUUCGCACAAUGUAUGCAAGAUAAGUGAUGAAGACAUUUCAAAAUAAAUAGUGAACUGGAA
This is a messenger RNA of Zeugodacus cucurbitae (melon fly), 1425 nucleotides long. Its product is annotated as putative odorant receptor 85d. Lineage: Eukaryota; Metazoa; Arthropoda; Insecta; Diptera; Tephritidae. Gene Ontology annotation, molecular function: olfactory receptor activity; odorant binding. Gene Ontology annotation, biological process: detection of chemical stimulus involved in sensory perception of smell; sensory perception of smell. Gene Ontology annotation, cellular component: plasma membrane. The coding region runs from base 126 to 1388 and encodes 420 amino acids. The transcript is spliced from 4 exons. The record is from RefSeq and is a predicted model, not a curated record.